AGGUCAGUUAAUGCUACUUAGAUCAUACUUCUUAGGUUGUUUAUUUUUGUACCUUUAAGCUUACGAUGUCAACUUUUCUGGUACCCACUAGCCCCAUGUGUUGGUCCAUCCCUUCUUUUCCCGCGCGGCCCUUCCCGCCCCUUCUCAUUCAUCAACGAUCGUCAAUCGAGGCAUCGUGACAGUUUAUGAGCCCUCAACCAAAUAUUUUCGACUAUCCAACGCCAGCAAUUUUUGUUUACCGCAGAGAUAUGAGCCAGAUAGUCUACUCCUCUCACACAGUGUGGAGCGUCUGUCGUGCUCGCCGGCCCCCCGGCCCGGCCGCAUUAGUCUCGCUAAGGUGACGAACAACACUCAAGCGAAACGUACGAAAGUGGAAACCAGGCAAGAGGAUGGUGAUGGCAUAGGCUCAGUGUCAACAAUUGACGCGCUGGGCAGUUUUAUGCAAGUGGAAAGGAUGUGCAUUGUAGUCUGA
This is a messenger RNA of Fusarium venenatum, 472 nucleotides long. The record is from RefSeq and is a predicted model, not a curated record. NCBI's taxonomy places the organism in Eukaryota, Fungi, Ascomycota, Sordariomycetes, Hypocreales, Nectriaceae.